AGCAUGCGUUGGUUCAAUCCAUCAUGACCACUCCGGAAUCGAGCAUAUCUCAUCUAGGGACAAUCCAGGAGUCUGAUACACAGUUGUCCCAAACUGCUAGCGACGCUUCUGACCAGAGUGAUGAAGAAGGAUUCACAUACCCUGAAUCAGACUCGGAAGAGGAGGAAUUUGUUUACCCUGGCACCACUGAGGACACCUCUGCUGCCGAUGAUGGAGGGGGGUUACCUCCCUCAGAAGAAGUGUCAACUUUCAUUGCGGAUACAGAAGCAGAGCAAGAACAGAUGCCCGUCCCAGAUAAUACAGCACCACUAGAUGAACUUGCAUCUCUUGCAUCUCAGCCAGUUGUACAGACACAACCUCAUCCAUCUCCUGCUCAGUUGGAAGCUUUGUCUGCGGCUGCUUCUGAUGGUGACCUGUCUCUUUUGAAGAAGCUCUUUCAGACAGCUUUACAAGGCGGUGAACUUGAGGCCUUUGCCCUGGCAAAUGAUGCGUCCUCUCGAACAGGCCUCACUGUUUUGCAUGUCGCGGCUAGUCGAGGUUACUUAGACAUUGUCCAAUGGCUGGUAGAAGAUUGCGGUGCCAUUCCAGAUUUAGAGGACCGCGAAGGAGAAACUGCUUUGCAUAAAGUUGCUCUUCAUGGCCACCUACCAAUCGUCACGUAUUUACUACCAGAUAGAGCAGACGUAAAUGCUCGUGAUGCUGACGGCUGGACAGCUCUCCACAACGCCUGUUCUAAAAUAUCGUGAGGUGGUUAUGCGAG
Suillus clintonianus is the source of this 760-nucleotide messenger RNA. Its product is annotated as ankyrin repeat-containing domain protein. The transcript has 5 exons. The coding region runs from base 24 to 746 and encodes 240 amino acids. The record is from RefSeq and is a predicted model, not a curated record. Lineage: Eukaryota; Fungi; Basidiomycota; Agaricomycetes; Boletales; Suillaceae. Gene Ontology annotation, molecular function: protein binding.